This is a messenger RNA of Entrophospora sp. SA101, 1932 nucleotides long. The record is from the annotation of a GenBank genome assembly. NCBI's taxonomy places the organism in Eukaryota, Fungi, Glomeromycota, Glomeromycetes, Entrophosporales, Entrophosporaceae.
AGGCAGAUACCAAAUAUUGUUAGACCAAUACUUGAAGGUGUUGCUUACUUGCAUGUUUUAGAAAUAGUUCAUAGAGAUUUAAAACCUGAAAAUUUAUUAUUUAAUGAUAAAUAUAAGAUUUUGAAAUCUAAAAAAUCUGUUUUUGACUGUGAACACUUGGAUUUAAUAGAUAAAAUGUUAAUUUAUGAUACUUUAAAGAAAAUAACAGCCAAGGAAGUAUUGAAACGUUUUUUGUUUAAAUCAUCUAAAAUUGAAGAUUUCACGAAACAAGUAAAUACUCAUUUAAGCAAUAAAGUGAUUCGCACACCACUAGCUCCUUCUGAAACUUUUUCAGAUGAUCCACUACGUAUUUUACGGUGUAUAAGAUUUGCUAGUAGGUUUGGCUUUAAAAAUGCAUUGAAAACAAAAGUUUCACAUGAAAGAAUUGGAAUAGAACUUGAUAAUGCUAAAAAUCAUUUGACCACUUUAAUUAAAUUGCCUUUAGAACAUAUCAACAACAACACUACCAUUCACCAGUGUCAUAAUAACAAUAAAUUAUUAACAAAAUUUCGGUAUCAGUCUUACACUGUUGUUACUAACACUAAUAAUAGCGUUAGAAACAAUCUUACUCGCAAAUCUAUUAUUACUUGUGUUAGUAACAACAGGGAAGGAAAAAGACCCAUUUUCAGCUCCAAGAGAGAAAUCGAAUCAAUGGCAACAACAACAGAGAUUCGAUUAACUGAAGAAGAAAAUAAAUUAAUAGAUUUAUUGAAGGAAGUAACUGAAUAUAUGAAAAAAGAAUGUCCGGAACUUCCUCAUGUGCAACUUAGAAUAGCUGGUGGUUGGGUUCGAGACAAAUUGCUAGGAUAUGAAUGUGCAGAUUUGGAUGUGGCGAUUGAUAAAAUGAUGGGAGUAAAAUUUGCAGAACAAGUGAUAAAUUAUUUGGUGAAAUUUAAGGACUAUGAUGAAAAAUUUACACGUUUUCACAAAAUUGAUGUUAAUCCUCAGAAAUCAAAGCAUUUGGAAACUGCCACAACAAAAAUCUUUAAUUAUAUGAUCGAUUUUGUAAAUCUACGAAAAGAAUCUUAUGGUGAAUUAACAAGAACUCCAACUAGUAUUUCACUUGGAACACCCGAGGAAGAUGCAUUUCGUAGAGAUAUAACAAUAAAUGCAUUAUUUUACAACAUUCACACCAAAGAAAUUGAAGAUUUCACGAAACAAGUAAAUACUCAUUUAAGCAAUAAAGUGAUUCGCACACCACUAGCUCCUUCUGAAACUUUUUCAGAUGAUCCACUACGUAUUUUACGGUGUAUAAGAUUUGCUAGUAGGUUUGGCUUUAAAAAUGCAUUGAAAACAAAAGUUUCACAUGAAAGAAUUGGAAUAGAACUUGAUAAAAUGAUUAAAGGUCCAGAUCCAACAUAUUCAAUUCAAUUGAUAAAUCAAAUGAAUUUAUACAACACAAUAUUUUAUUCACCACCUGGAAUAUCAUCUGGAACCAAAAAAAACCCAGAUAUUUCCAUUCAACUUUAUAUCAGAUCAUUGUAUUUAGCAGCAUAUUUAUUCCCAUUUAAAGAUUUAAUGUACAAAGAAAAAUCAAAAGAAAAGCCCGUGAUUUAUUAUUUGAUUCAUGAAUGCUUAAAGCAAAGAAAUUUGGAUGCAAAAGAAACCGAAAGAAUUUUUUUAGCAAUAGAUCCUAUAACUGAUGCACUACGAAAAAAUUUCAAUACUCCAUUAACCAGAUCUUCACUCGGUAUGUUGAUUUGUGAUUAUGCUAAUUCAGAAUGGAGGAAAAUCUUGGUUUUUGUAUUUGCUAUUGAAUUAUUAUCAAAAUUUAAGGAAUUGGAAAUGGGUGAAGGACCUGAUAUAAAAAAAGUAUUAAGAUCAGUUAUGGAAUGGCAAUUAGAGAAUCCAGAAGGUACACCAGAAGAAUGUAAACAGUUUAUUUUACAAUGA